AUGAAUAAAACAAUAUCUGUUCAUACUCAUAGCCUUGCUCUGUCCUCUACAGAAUCCCGACAUCCUACCACGGUAUUAUCGGGUUUCAAGCAACAUCUCAAAGCCAUUAAGCGUAAAUGGGGACCUCUUAUGGCAGCUAAGGAGCAUUUGGACGACGAAUACAACUUUCCUCCUGGCAGAUAUGCCGGCCAGGACGACUCGAAGAAAUCCAUGUGGUAA
This is a messenger RNA of Penicillium waksmanii, 219 nucleotides long. RefSeq lists its product as uncharacterized. The record is from RefSeq and is a predicted model, not a curated record. The transcript is spliced from 2 exons. Lineage: Eukaryota; Fungi; Ascomycota; Eurotiomycetes; Eurotiales; Aspergillaceae. Bases 1 to 219 code for a protein of 72 amino acids.